CGUGGGAAAUGGCAACACUGGUUGGGAGGUGGUAGGUUUCAGCACAAUACAAAGUGGAGUAGAUUACAAUGAGGUUACAAUACAAGCUCAAGCUCAAUGUUUAUUAUGAGGUCGUGACGUGAGUCACGUGGUGUGUGGGCCAGGUGGUGUGUGGCACUGGCAGGGACAGGUGGCAGCAGCAAGUGUCCCCGGCAAGUGAUGCAGCGUAGCGCUUGUCAUCAACAACUGUCAAAACCCAUCCGUGAUAAGAUAAUGUUUCUAGAAAUGCCAAGGACAUCGCAGUUGUAAUGCUGGCAUUACAUUUGACUGGAUAUAGAAUUUGAAGGGGACCAUGAUGAAUGUCUGGCAGAUACUGACGAUUGGAUUGUUACUGCUGAGUGCUUGUGCAGCCUCAGAACAGUGCACAGAUUCAGAGGAUGGAGCAGCCAAGGCUGGUGACUCCUGUGGCUGUGGUGCUACCAGUCGAAAAACAUCAGCAGCUUCAGUGGAUUCAGCCAAAACCACCUCAACUGAAGUAGAAAAUAAUGAAGAAUCCCCAAGUUAUAAGUAUAGUGAAGAGGCUAAUGCAAACCAAGAUCUACCUCCCACAAAUCAAAUGGUUCAUAUUCCUGGAGGCAAGUUUGUAAUGGGCACAAAUGAUCCAGUUUUCACAGCUGACGGGGAGCAACCAGCAAGAUGGGUGGAAAUAGAUGGUUUCUAUAUGGAUGUUUAUGAAGUGUCAAAUGCAGAAUUUCAGUUGUUUGUGCUAGCAAAUGACUAUGUUACAGAGGCAGAAAAGUUUGGCGAUUCAUUUGUCCUUGAUGGAGAAUUAUCAGAAGAUGUCAGAUCAACUCUUCAGAAUGCUGUUGCUGCUGCUCCUUGGUGGGUUCCAGUCAAGGGGGCAGACUGGAGGCAUCCUGAAGGACCUGACUCAGACAUUUCUGAACGGAUGGAUCACCCUGUUGUGCAUGUGUCGUGGAAUGAUGCUGUUGCUUACUGCAAGUGGAUGAAAAAACGCCUUCCUACAGAAGCUGAGUGGGAGCGUGCAUGUCGGGCUGGAAAGCAAGAUAGAUUAUUUCCUUGGGGAAAUAAGUUUACUCCAAAUGAAAAACACAGAGCAAACACUUGGCAAGGAGAUUUCCCUACUACAAACACAGGGGAAGAUGGUUACCUUGGCCGUUGUCCAGUCACUGCCUUCCCAACCAAUGGCUAUGGCCUGCACAACAUAGUAGGCAAUGUCUGGGAGUGGACAGCUGAUUGGUGGCGUGUGAAUCACUCACCAAGCUUGCAGAAGAAUCCAGUGGGGCCACAAACUGGGACUGACAAGGUGAAGAAGGGUGGCUCUUACAUGUGCACAAAGGAAUACUGCUACAGGUACAGAUGUGCUGCCAGGAGCCAGAACACUCCUGACAGCUCUGCUGGCAAUUUGGGCUUUCGGUGUGCUGCUUCUAGUCUUCCUGAAUAUCUGUAUGAUAAAUAAUGAAGGGAACAUUAAAUGCAAUAUAUAUAACUCACCAAACAGUAUUUUGUAUUUACUGUCAUUAUAUGAUGAAAAUUGUAUCAUAAUCUUUUAGCAUAAAUUUGGAAACUGUAUUGUUAAUUGAUAUCCAAUGUAACUGUGAACAUUGAAUUGAGCAGGGCUUCUUCCCUUUCUAUUUUUUCUUUAGUAUUUUUUUUAUUUUAAUAUUUGAUUGGUUCUUUACAUUAAUUUUAAAGGUACAUUGGUUCUUUACAUUAAUCUUAAAGGUACAUAAAUGCUCAACCAGGACUAAAUUUAGAUUACAAUAUGAUACACCAAAGUACCAGAGCUGUCUUGGAACUUAGACUAUAGUAUGCCAUCUUUUGUUUGUUCUUUAUUUUCUGAACUCUUUUCCUAUACAUUAAUCCAUCUUUUAUGAUGAAAUUCUUAAAAAAAAAAAAAAAUGAGCAUCAUGACAUCAAAGAGACAUCCCUUUAAAUUAUUUUAUUUUGUUUAGGGAACAGCUUUGUAAGUUGUAUUUAUUUUCUUUUUAUUAAUUUAUCCAUUCAUUCAUUCAUUAUUUUAUUUAUUUAUUUAUAUAUUUAUUUAUUUUUUUUAUUAUUUUUUUUUUUUUUACACUAUGCUGGUCUCCCUGACAGAAAGAAAGCUCUAUCCAAGGAUUAGAUUGAACAGGGUACUAGUUUCUAUUCAUUAACUGACGAUGGGAGAUUCAUAAAUGUGACGUUGAUUUGUAUUUAAGAGGUGAUUAGUUUCUGCUAACAUGUGGUGACAGCCCUGGGUUUAGUUCAGUCAUGGAUAAAUCUAAUUGUGGUAAGUGCUUAAGAGAUUGUGGAUGGUAGGAUGGUCUUAUCUUUGUUCUCUCAUGUGUUCCCAUGAUCUUCCUACUUAAUAUGAAUCUUUAGGUUGCCUGGAUACCUUUAAAGCUUGUUUUUUUGGGUGAUAAAAAAAAUCCUUGGCAUUUGUGGUGGACCUGGGUUUAAGCAGCCAUGAUAUGAGAUAAAGAAUUGAUGGGAAUAUUGGUAGCUUUGGUUCUAAAACAGAGAAAUGUCACAACCUAGCCAUCCAUUGAGCAUGGGUUGUUAUUGUUAAUGUAGGCACAACAUGCAUGCCAGCCAUCUAGGCUUGUGGUUACAGUCUCCUUAAUAUAUUUUCCAUCUGUCCUCUUAUUCUGAUGUUAUCACCCAUUACCUAAUCAUGGUUACCCCAUAAGGAAUAUAUAGGUAAAGUCUGAGUGAUAAUUUAUAAAUCUUUAAUGUUAAACUGUUCCUUGUUCUUUUAAAGCGAUAGUCUUUAUCUUAAUUACUGAUGUCAUUAUUGGCAAACACCAGGUACCACUUUUACACAAUAUAAAGUUGUUUCAUUGUAUCAUAAUAGUAAUUUUAAAACCAGUCUAUUACUUCCUUAAGUCCAGUAUAGCACAAAAAAGUCUUUAUGAUAGAAAUUGUCUAUUUGAUAAAAUCUUUCCUGUGGAGUACAACCCUGCUGUGAUGACUGCUUGAUUCCUGGACUGUGUGGCACUCUGUCUGAGUGCCCUGCUUGGGGAUCUGUUCAAUUGUAUUGGAAAGAGAGGCACAUUCAGAAGUGCUAUGACUCAAUAAAAUUUACAAGUAAUACA
Scylla paramamosain (green mud crab) is the source of this 3074-nucleotide messenger RNA. RefSeq names its product formylglycine-generating enzyme-like. The record is from RefSeq and is a predicted model, not a curated record. The coding region runs from base 332 to 1459 and encodes 375 amino acids. NCBI's taxonomy places the organism in Eukaryota, Metazoa, Arthropoda, Malacostraca, Decapoda, Portunidae. The transcript has 7 exons. Gene Ontology annotation, cellular component: endoplasmic reticulum.